UGGAGGAUCGUAUACAUAGUCAAGUUCGGACCAAAAUUGAUAACAUCGACACAACACUGCAAAAGCACAUUUCAAAUAGAAGCACAAAACCACAGCUUGCAGAAGAAAGAAGAAAAAGAAGAAGACGCUGAAAUGCGGUAUAAGAUGCGGCUACACUAG
Messenger RNA from Bipolaris victoriae FI3, 159 nucleotides. RefSeq lists its product as hypothetical. The transcript has a single exon. The annotation marks the transcript as partial. The record is from RefSeq and is a predicted model, not a curated record. NCBI's taxonomy places the organism in Eukaryota, Fungi, Ascomycota, Dothideomycetes, Pleosporales, Pleosporaceae.